CUGCUUCAACAAACUCAGAUCAAGAAAUGCAAAUUAAAGCGCCCGAUAUGUUGUCGAUGGCCAUCUUCUCUUAUACUGUAGUAGCUUAGUCUUCAGCCAUCCAUCACAUGACCUGACGUAAGCGCCUUCCUACUUACGAAAGAUUGCAGGAUACCACCUACAGGUUCAGCUCAAGCACCAUCAUGCUUUCCGUGAGGGACGUAGUUUCAAGAUGCGACUCGGUAGUUGUGUCUGCGGAUUAUUGAAAGCGCGGGAUGCAGCUGCAGGGGAGCGCCACAACUACAGGAUUGGGUGCAUCUGCAGAUCAGCUAUACCCACCAGCGUGCGCUGCGGCUCAUGAUCACUUUUACAACGAACUCGCGCUUUCCUUGGGCACUGAAUAUGUUAGGUCAUUUUCUGCCGACCAGGGCGACCACAAGGCUGCUAGCGGUUAGCCUCUUCUUUGGGGUUGCUUCCCUAGCCUGGGGAUAUAACAUUGGAAUAAUGGCGUCCAUAUACGUGCACCCGGGUUUUCAAAAGUCGCUCAACCAUCCAUCCAAGGGCAUGACCGGCUUCAUCACAUCUAUCUAUUAUUUUGGAACAUUGGUUAGCUACCUCUUCAUCGCACAUCCACUAGCCGAUCAAUAUGGCCGGAGAUUAGCAGCCGCAGCCGGCGCGCUUACCACCAUUAUUGGUGCGGUGCUUCAGACUGGCGCCAAAGAUUCUCACGGUGUUGAAGCGAUGGUUGUUGGCCGCAUAGUAUGCGGGAUUGGUCUUGCUAUCGUCUCGACCUCUGUCCCGCUAUAUCAAAGCGAAGUAUCCCCGGCAAAAAAUCGUGGCCGUUACGUCGUGAUCAAUCAUCUCGGCUUAGUCGUGGGCCUAGCAACCGCUUUCUGGGUUGGGUAUGGGAUAAGCCAUUGGGAAACUACACGCGGCACAUAUUACGGCUGGAGACUUUCAAUGGCGCUGCAACUUAUCCCAGAAACGCUGUUUCUCGGUGGGGUCUUCGUCUGCCCUGAAAGUCCUCGCUGGCUCGUUGAGCAUGGUCGCGGCGCGGCAGCUAGAAACAGUCUCGCCUGGCUUCGAGCUAUGGAUCCAACUCACGAAGAGAUCAUCAACGAAGUGCAUGAGAUUGAACAAGACGUACAACGACGAAAGGUCGAAUCCAGUCAAAGCUGGACAGCCUUGUUCACGCAUCGCCCUCUGUUCAACCGCUUGUGGCGUGCUUCACUACUCCAAUUCAUGGCGCAGAUGUGCGGUAACGUUUCCCUGAAGUACUAUCUGCCUACUGUUCUGAUGGGCUUGGGGGUUCCGCGAAAAACAACAUUGUUAAUCGGUGGCAUCGAGCUGACAUUCAAGAUUGGCUUCACCAUUGUUGACACUUGGUUGGUAGACCAUUACGGCAGAAGCCCAACACUCGUCGCUUCUUGCCUCGUUAUGGGCAUCGCACUGAUGCUAAAUGGAGCUUUACCCAUCGCGUAUCCAAACAACGUGAAUCAUGCGGCGGACUACACUUGCAUAGCUUUCAUAUUCGUCUAUACUUUCGCCUUCUCGAUCGGCUUUGGGCCUGCGGCUUGGGUUUACGGUUCAGAGAUCUUUCCUACUAACUUUCGAGCAAGGGGACUGAAUCUAGCCGCUUCAGGGUCCUCGAUCGGUGCCAUCAUCUCCUCCCAGAUCUGGCCCAUCGGCAUGCAAACGAUUGGCUCGAAAACCCACUUUAUCUUUAUGAGCACGAACCUCGUGUCUGGGAUUGUUAUCUGGCUCUUCUACCCUGAGACUAGCGGCCGAAGCCUUGAAGCUAUGGAAGCUCUGUUCGACAAAAGCUACAUCCCACGCACUCCGCUAGCGAACGAGCUUGACCAAUACCAUGACGAUGAUGAUAGUGAGGGUCAUUAUGAUGAGGGUGACGAAGAAGUGGAUGCGACCUUUUCUGAGACAGGGCGGAUGCACCACGAGCUAAUAUAAAGCAUUCAAAGCUUUUGUCAUUGACGACCAGAAUUUUUUACGAAAAGCAAGCGAAAAUAACAAGUAGAAACUGUUUGCGAGAUGAAAGAGUCCGUGUUUUUACACCCAUAACAUUCAGAGCGUGUACAUAACGAAUCGAUGCAGUAUAGUGUAAGUUAUACGUGAGUUACAGGCGGC
Molecule: messenger RNA, 2121 nt
Organism: Cucurbitaria berberidis CBS 394.84
Lineage: Eukaryota; Fungi; Ascomycota; Dothideomycetes; Pleosporales; Cucurbitariaceae
Product: general substrate transporter
Exons: 7
Coding region: 337-1944 (535 amino acids)
Biological process (GO): carbohydrate transport; transmembrane transport
Cellular component (GO): membrane
Molecular function (GO): carbohydrate:proton symporter activity
Source: RefSeq, a predicted model, not a curated record